AAAUACCAUUUCCAUCAUCUGAAAAGCAAUUCCUGUCUGGAUUUAUCAAAGGUAUGAUCUGAUCAUACUUUGACACGUCUGACUGAGAAGGGAAAGUUAUUUUAUUAAACGGUAAUUGCAGAAAUGUGUUCAGAAAAAAAUCAAGGCUUUUUUAAUACUUUAAAAUGCAAAUUUGAUAAAUGCAGCAUGUCGAAAUCGAAGAGUGUGGAAGAUGUAUUAAAUUUAAAGUCAGUAAAAACAGUGGCUGAUUAUAUUCAUGACAAUGAAUUGCGUUUGAAAAGUUGCCGCGUGCCAACACAAAAUAUGCGGUCUAAAUCUUGCUCGUCUACAUCUUCUACAUCGGAAAAUUUGGCGUACGUGUUUGAAAAAGUAAAACAUAAAACAAUACCACAAUUUGUGAGUUUUGAAGCAAAAGUGCCUUGUGAAAAAUAUGAAAAAGAUAAAUAUGCUUUGAAUUAUAUGUUGGAUAAUUUUCAAAGCGAAAUUCGACCAAGAACAUUUAGUAUGCCAACACAAAAUACAUACACAAAACCAGUAAGACGGGAUAGUCAGCGCUUACACUUAAAUAUCGAAAAACAUUUGAAUGCAGAUAUCAAUACAAAAAAGCCUACUUUAAAUCAAUGCCGGAAUGUACCGGGUGCAUUUGAUUCAUUCUUCGAAGAGGAAAUCAGAACCAGAACCUCAAGCAUGCCAACGACAUCUUCCUUCGAUAAACCUCGAGUUCAGCAUCUACGUUACUCACACCAAAACCUUUAUGCCAGACCGGCAUUAGAAAUACACACAGUGCGCUUUUUUGAACUGAACAAUAAAGGUAAGAUCGUAAAACGAUCAGAAUCUAGAAGUACACGAAGCUCCACUAGUGAGCUUUCAGUAGAUGAUUUCAUAUUAGAAUCAGAAAACGCUAAUAAAAUGACCAACAUAGAUAAAGAAGGAUAUAAUAUAUAUGUAAGAGGCAUUGAAGGAGUUGGCAAAACAGCAUUAAUGCAACAAUUCUUGACAACACAGUACCUUGGUGGAUUUGACACAAGCCAUGGUAAGAAGUUAAGUCUAUAA
Ruditapes philippinarum (Manila clam) is the source of this 1053-nucleotide messenger RNA. RefSeq lists its product as uncharacterized. Bases 124 to 1053 code for a protein of 309 amino acids. The transcript has a single exon. The record is from RefSeq and is a predicted model, not a curated record. NCBI's taxonomy places the organism in Eukaryota, Metazoa, Mollusca, Bivalvia, Venerida, Veneridae.